AUGAGUAAACACCGACCAAAAGGCAUAGAUAUUGAUCUUGGUGAGCCCCUUCCACUUCCGUACCAGGUCAAAGAGGAGGAGAAGGAACGGGAAUUACCUUCUUUUGAACCUGUUCCUGUUCGACAACGACGUUGGAGAGACGUUUCAGACCACGAAGAACCACCACAAACCACCACAAAUGUUACAAUCCCAAAGCUCCUGAGGUACUCGAAGCAAAGAGACACUCGAAAUUCCGAAGAAGAGCCGUUAGAGCUAAUACGACACCAUAUAGAUGGUAUAAGGGCAAUUAUCACCAAACAUGAUCUAAGUCUUGACACCAAAAUACUCGAUAAUUUUGACGCUCAAUUGAAGAAAGACGUUGAUAUAAUGGACGAGCUCGACAAGCUCCAGACAUUACGACAGGAAAUGACACCAGGAGUGUCUUAUCUUAAAAUUACCGUGGUAGCACUUACCAUCAUUGUGGUGAUGAUGGGAUCGUUUUUGAUGUCGGGACUCAACUACGAUUACUGUUACUACCUUUGUUGA
Messenger RNA from Meyerozyma guilliermondii ATCC 6260, 525 nucleotides. RefSeq lists its product as uncharacterized. NCBI's taxonomy places the organism in Eukaryota, Fungi, Ascomycota, Pichiomycetes, Serinales, Debaryomycetaceae. Bases 1 to 525 code for a protein of 174 amino acids. The transcript has a single exon. The record is from RefSeq and is a predicted model, not a curated record.